AUGGCUGCUCGAGACGGCGCGGGACAGUACGAGGAUGCCUUCCGCCCCCAGCGCCUGCAGAACUGGGGCGUGCCCCGGCACGGCCACCAGCGCCCCUCGCCGCGGGAAGGUCCUACGCAGAUCGUCGCCAAUGACCGAGGCCACCUGCUGCCCGCCGUGCCCCGGUGCCAGGCCUCCCCGUGGGGCACAUUCGUGGGGACGUGGGACAUGCCCCCGCGGAUCCCCCCAGCCAGGCUGGACCUCACCUCCCGCUCGGCCGCCGCCGCCGCCCGGCUGCUGCAGCGGAGCCGCCAGCCCUCGGCCCUGACCCGCGCCUGCAACGGCCUCCGCACGCAAGUCACCGGCAAGCUUCAGCAGCCUGGGCUGGACACACAAACCUCCAAGGAGCCUUCCCAGGGGAGCAAACAGGCACCCGGAGAGGACUCUGCAAUCCCAGCCUCUAACCCAGCCCCCAUGACCCCUGCUCCUCGGGAGGCCUCUCCUCGGGAAGCCACCGAGCUGCAGGGCUCUGCUCCCAUCCCGGGGGGCUCCGCAGUGGGGAGCAAGGAGAACAGAAACCCCCAGCUCCAGGCAUCACCUGGGGCAGCACAGGGAGAGGCCCCUGCAGAGCCAUGA
Molecule: messenger RNA, 615 nt
Organism: Indicator indicator
Lineage: Eukaryota; Metazoa; Chordata; Aves; Piciformes; Indicatoridae
Gene: CFAP126
Product: cilia and flagella associated protein 126
Exons: 5
Coding region: 1-615 (204 amino acids)
Biological process (GO): cilium organization
Cellular component (GO): ciliary basal body
Source: RefSeq, a predicted model, not a curated record